GUGAUACGCAAAUGUUUAAUCACUUAACUCCUAACUUUAAGUUUAUACUUUAUAAAAUAAAUAAAUUUAAACUUUAAAGUGUUUAUGUAACAACCGGUGACAAUAUGAGGAUUUGUUUAUUGAAAACCAUAACUAAUACAAUCAGAAAACAAUGUUAUUCUACGAGAAAUGUACGAAAAGUAACACAUUGUAUUUUCGAUAUGGACGGACUUCUUUUGGAUACAGAACAAGUAUAUAAGAAAAUAAUCACACAACUAUGCGCUAAAUACGGUCACAAAUACACAGAUGAGCUGAUGAUGAAGGUGUUAGGUGGCACAGAGCAGAGGCUCUCAGAGAUUCUGUGCAAGGAUCUUAAUUUGCCCAUAACGCCUAAGGAGUUCAGAGACCAGUUGUUAGAACUCGGUGAUACUAUGCUUGCUGGGGCGCCUUUAUUAGAUGGUGCCGAAAGACUAAUACGUCACUUGCACAAAACCCAAGUCCCCUUCGCGCUCGCCACAUCUUCGAGCGAGCGUUCAGUCAAAACCAAAAUCGCGUCGCACAAAGAACUGUUCAGCUAUUUCCAUCAUAUGGUUAUGGGAAGCACUGAUAAAGAAGUGAAACAUGGGAAGCCACAUCCUGACGUAUUCCUCGUAGCCGCUGCCAGGUUCCCUGAUAAACCUAAACCAGAAAAGUGUUUAGUAUUCGAGGAUUCUCCGCACGGGGUGACCGCUGGCAUAUCAGCGGGCAUGCAAGUGGUGAUGGUACCGGACCCUCACUUAGACAAGAGACUGACCACUCAUGCCACGAUAGUGCUGCCAACAUUAGCCAAGUUCCAACCGGAAAUGUUCGGACUACCGCCAUUUUAGAGACUUAUGUAAAUAGGAAAAGCAAAUAAGAAUAAUUAUUUAUGUAUAGUGUCAUCCUCUAAUGCCUGAAAGGCAUGACGCCCGCGACUUCGUCCGCGUGGAUUUAGGUUUUCGAAAUUCCGUGAGAGCUCUUU
Messenger RNA from Maniola jurtina (meadow brown), 979 nucleotides. RefSeq names its product probable pseudouridine-5'-phosphatase. NCBI's taxonomy places the organism in Eukaryota, Metazoa, Arthropoda, Insecta, Lepidoptera, Nymphalidae. The record is from RefSeq and is a predicted model, not a curated record. Gene Ontology annotation, molecular function: phosphatase activity. The coding region runs from base 105 to 845 and encodes 246 amino acids. The transcript has 5 exons.